CGCGGCCGUAAGGCAGCGCCGCGAGACCACGUGGGCUGUGAGGCCACCCCGGGCGUCCUUGGAGGGUCUUGGCUCUGCGGGCAAUGACCGGUCCCGUGCAGGGCGGUGGGGCAAGGGCCCUGGACCUGCUCCGGGCCCUGCCGCGUGUGAGCUUGGCCAACCUAAAGCCGAAUCCAGGCUCCAGGAAACCGGAAAGACGACGAAGAGGUCGGAGAAGAGGUAGAAAAUGUGGCCGAGGCCAUAAAGGAGAGCGUCAGAGAGGAACUCGGCCCAGACUGGGCUUUGAGGGAGGCCAGACUCCAUUUUACAUUCGAAUCCCAAAAUACGGGUUUAAUGAAGGUCAUAGCUUCAGACGCCAGUAUCAGCCUUUGAGUCUCAAUAGAUUGCAGUAUCUUAUUGAUUUGGGUCGAGUGGAUCCUACUCAACCUAUUGACUUAACUCAGCUGGUCAAUGGAAGAGGUGUGACCAUCCAGCCACUUAAAAGGGAUUAUGGUGUCCAGCUGGUAGAGGAGGGUGCUGACACCUUUAAGGCAAAAGUUAAUAUUGAAGUACAGUUGGCUUCAGAACUAGCCAUUGCUGCAAUUGAAAAAAAUGGUGGUGUUGUUACUACGGCCUUCUAUGACCCAAGAAGUCUAGAAAUUCUAUGUAAACCCGUUCCAUUCUUUCUGCGCGGACAACCCAUUCCAAAACGAAUGCUUCCGCCUGAAGCACUGGUACCGUAUUAUACUGAUGCAAAGAAUCGUGGUUACCUGGCCGAUCCUGCCAAAUUUCCUGAAGCAAGACUUGAGCUUGCCAAGAAGUAUGGCUAUAUUUUACCUGAUAUCACUAAAGAUGAACUCUUCAAAAUGCUUAGUACUCGUAAGGAUCCAAGGCAGAUUUUCUUUGGUCUUGCCCCUGGAUGGGUGGUGAAUAUGGCAGAUAAGAAAAUCCUCAAACCUACCGAUGAAAAUCUCCUCAAGUAUUACAGCUCAUGAAUUCCCUUCCAGGAAAGCAGAGUUGUAAAAGAGUUCUGGAAGAAAACAGACUGAAACAUGCUUAUUUCUCAUCAUCUUUUCUUGAUUUAUAAUUCUCUAGAUGUUGAUGUUAAUUUUCCAUGUAGCCCUAUAUCCAUUUUUAUCUAAAAUUGAAAUAAAAAAUGGAAUAAGCAAGGGCUGCAUAGGGGAACUGAAUCUGUGCAGGUUUUUUCUCAAAGAAACAGACUCCCUGGUUUUCUGCCAGAGGAAGAUGGUAACUUUUAGGGUAUUUCUUGUUCGUUUUCUCAUGAUCUUCUCGUCCAGGUCUUGUGUUAUUGUUGCAAAUCAGAAUGGAUGUGCAGGUGGAAUGGAACUGACUUUUUUAAAAAGAUAUUUAUUUAUUAGAAUGAGAGCAGAAGAGAUCACAGAGGGAGAGGGAGAAGCAGACUGGCCGCUGAGCAGGGACCCCGAUGUGGGGCUCGAUCCCAGGACCCUGAGAUCAUGACUUGAGCUGAAGGCAGAUGCUUAACCGACUGCUCAGUCAAGGUUAAAGCAGUUACUAAUGGUGGCCCAUCUUAAUAGCCUCAAGGAAGCUCUGCUAUCCAGUGUCAAGGUGAAAAGCCUUCAGCUCUGGAUUAUUAAGAUGUGGGGUUUGAGCUUAAGGUUUAAAUACAGUAAAUAAGUAGUACAGUAUUUACUAGAAAAAUUGAAGCAAGAAUUCCAAAUGAAUUCAUUUUCUCAACUCAUCUGAUAAGAGUAGACAAUGAUAAUUAAGCCAUUAACCAUCUUCUUGAAGAAGUGUUCUAACUGAUAUUUUACUUAUUUCAUAGGUAUUGGAGACCUUUGUUUUUCAGUCAUUUUAAAUGAUUUUUGAAGAAUUGUUCAGUGAUUAUAUAAGCCAUAAAAACAACUGGUAAUGUGAAACUUUAACUCAGUUAAUGUAAAAGAUUCAGCAGUCAGCUUCUUUAGCUUUGCAAAGGUGUGUUGUACCUGAACCAUACAAAAAAGCUCACUUUAUCCUGCUGCAAUUAAAUCUUGAAUAAUUCAUGAUAAUUUUUCCACAGGAAAAAUAAAGUAUUCCUGGCUGUUUAUUUUCUUAAAAUAAAAAAUUUAAAAGCCUAAA
This is a messenger RNA of Zalophus californianus (California sea lion), 2076 nucleotides long. RefSeq names its product mitochondrial ribosomal protein L15 (gene MRPL15). Bases 84 to 974 code for a protein of 296 amino acids. Gene Ontology annotation, biological process: translation. Lineage: Eukaryota; Metazoa; Chordata; Mammalia; Carnivora; Otariidae. The transcript is spliced from 5 exons. The record is from RefSeq and is a predicted model, not a curated record. Gene Ontology annotation, molecular function: structural constituent of ribosome. Gene Ontology annotation, cellular component: mitochondrial large ribosomal subunit.